Molecule: messenger RNA, 10291 nt
Organism: Spirometra erinaceieuropaei
Lineage: Eukaryota; Metazoa; Platyhelminthes; Cestoda; Diphyllobothriidea; Diphyllobothriidae
Source: the annotation of a GenBank genome assembly
AUGGUUGAGGUAAUAUCUGUACUUCUACUAAUUGUCUUUCAGCCUGUCCAGAGACAUUCGGUGCACACUCUAGUUUUCCGUUCUCUCAAGAGAACUCAUGAUAUGUUUGAGGCCGAUCAGGCCCGACUACCGGAGCUAGAUGAAAAGUCGUAUGUUGUGCCUUUGUAUUUACUUCUUGCCAGAGAAAAACUAAAAAUGAACGUAAAAAAGCGUGACCAGUAUGGACCGAUUUUACAUCAGCCUAUUGCCACACCUACCCAAAACACUACUCUCAGUAACUGGAAUUGAAGUACGUUAAUGUGUUUAGGUCUUCCGAGUGCCGAUUCUGACAAGUCAGUUGUUCCUGUUGAAAAACAAGGCCCCACCAAGUACUUAUCAUCUUUUCCAGUUUAUUUUUUAAGGUUGCCGACUAAUUCGUCUGACACGCACAUCGUGCAAAUCGGCAACGAGAAACUUCUUUUGCCCAAGAGAGCGCCAACGAUGCCUAAGCCCGUGUGGCAUCCACCAUGGAAACUAUUUCGAGUAUGCAGCGCUUUUUAUUUCUGAACUUCAAGGUUAUUAGUGGGCAUUCCGGUUGGGUCAGAUGUAUUUCAUUUGACCCUACAAAUGAAUUUUUCGCCACCGGUGCGGCCGACAGGAUGAUUAAGGUAAAAUGCACGUUUUGCGAUAAAACUCAUCUAGAUUUGGGACUUCGCAAGUGGCACACUUAAGCUUACACUAACUGGUCAUAUCAGUGCCGUACGAGGUGUGGUUGUGAGUCCGCGUCAGCCUUACCUAUUUUCUUGUGGCGAGGACAAAACUGUCAAGUGUUGGGACCUUGAGCAAAACAAGGUACCUGCAUAAAUCGUUUACCAUAUAUAUAUGCAUAGGUGAUUCGACACUAUCAUGGGCACAUGUCAGCAGUGCACGCAAUUGACUUACAUCCAACUCUUGAUAUCUUGGUCACUUGUGGCCGGGAUGCAACAGUACGUGUCUGGGAUAUGCGGACGAAGGUAAGUAUCCUUUCCAGUGACUGCGUAAUAUGCUAUAACACGUGGCUCUGUUUUGAUUAUCAGACACAGUGCGUAUAAAUUUGCUGAACUUCUUGCCUGCAACACCGAAAAGCUGUCUGCUAUUUGUGUGGUUUAUUGAGACAUCUUCAAAUGCAGUAGACAGUAGAGCAUACCACCAGUCGGCCAACAUCGGAAAGGUCACUAGUUAUUGAGAGUCCGAAGAAAAAGUAAGGUCGAUACCAAAAAUAACUGGCACGCUUGAGUCGUAAUGGCAGUCCGAUAGUGGUGGCUUGGAGAGUUGCCAGCCAGAAGUAAUUUGGCCUGCAUUUAGUGCGUCCUUUCUGCACGUUAUGUGUAUGGCUUUCCAACCCCUGCCCGUCACGUGCUAGAAGACAAAAGGUCACUUUAGCCACUGUCUCCUAUUACAUUCGCGAUCGACCUGACUCGGAAACGCCCGAGACGUGCAACAAGGAGGGAGGGGGAGGGAAAAUACUACUGAUGCAGCUCGAAUCAUACGCUGACUUUCCUCGGACAAAUAAACGCGGUUCGAACCUAUGACGAUGGGCCAACUGUUGUGAUCUGGACAACUGCCGACUGUCAAAAUAGCUCAGUCUCACUACCUACAAGGGUCAGGUGUAGAUUCUCUGUCCGCAUGCCUUCUUUCCUAUUACAUGACUAAAUUAAUCUUAAAUAACUGCUAAUAGUCAUUACUCAUAGCUCCUAUAAGAAGUAGAUAUAAUCACCAGGCGGGAUCGAACGGUAAUCCCUAAUUCACGUGAGUUGUUCUACUGCAAGUGUAUGAAUAGCGCGCCUGCAAGUUGUACAGAUGAUCGGCAUUCCUAUAGCUGGCUCGUUAGGCAGGCCUAGUUACGGGAUACCGAUUUUCCCCGCGACUGUUAAGCUAGUCUAGUUCCGUGGUCGAGCACCCGGCGGCUGGAUCUCGCCCGGUUGCGUGGGUUCCAUGUUCGCGAGAGACCUCAUUCCCCAUAAGUCUUAUAACAAAGAAAUAUUCUAGUUUGGAAUAUUGCGGCCUAUACUAAGUCCGCACACAGUAGCGAAUACAUCCUUACGCAGGCUUUAGUUUGCCCGGCAACUUCGUUUAAGACUUGCGCAUUUUCCCUCAAACUUUCCAGUGCGUCUUGGUGUGCUGUGGACUGUUAUACUGUAGCACAUCAGUGAUUGUCAGUUUUACUCUGCCAUCUUUCAAUGAAUCUUCAGGCCGUACCAUCAGAAGGUUCCAUUUAUUUCACCCCUUACCACUAUAAGGAAGUUUGUAUUUAAGUACGUGCAAUCAAUGUAAUUCAGGAAGUCGCCAAUGCAUGUUUUGGAAUGUUUAUCAUCAGACCUAUCCAAAAGUACACGCUACAGCAAGCUAGUAAGAGACGAGCAACAAUCUGCCGCAAUGGUGGCGAAGAGGGUUAUUAGGUCGUCCCUAACUAUAUGGCUCAUAUGGGUUCACCUACGUCAGACUUUCAUGACAAGGGAGCUGUGAAUUUUCCACUGAUUAACCCUGAAUUUCAGUGAUGUGAUCAUUUUUUGAGGUCAGAGGGAAGAUGCCAGUGAGCUGUGUUUGCAUUUCGUCUCCAUAGUGUGACGUGGUAGGAUACGGGUAUGGAUUUGUAGAAUUCAACUUUCGUCGGUCGGUGGAGGGCACGCGCAAACGUUGCCUGGGAGCACAAGAUCGGAUUAACCAACUGUACACGAACCUACUUGUAUGGCUCAAGAGUUUGCUGACGCAAAAAUGUGCCGUCUCGCCACCCGUUUGUAGGUGUCUUGGGAAACUUGGUUGAGAUCCACUCGGUUGCCAUCGCCAACUAGGCGAGCAACGACUGCGCCAGAUAGACCUCCAGUCUCUUAGUUGAGCCGGACAGGAUGGUGCUCUCGUUUCCGUUUUAGGUACCUAAUUGCGCGGUCAAAUAGCCAACUAUAGGUGCAAGUACACAUUAAAAAGGUCUGAAUAAGCGGUUUUUGCUUUUAGUGUGAGCUUAUCUCGGCAGCUGGGGGUGCGUAAUGUAAUGGUUCCGUCCUGCUUAUCGAAACGCCUGCUUUGGCAGCCGUUCUUACACAUGUCUUAUGGUGCAUUUUUGGAAGUCUUUCUAGCAGGACAUUUAGUAUGAAAACUACAUAUGUGGUCCAUUUUUUUACUUUUUGCUGCCCUACCAUGACAUACAACCGUAGAGUCUUGAUGGUGACAACGUGCGUUUUCCGACUUUGACCUUGGGUAUUAUCACGGCGUUUAUCUGUUUCAUCAUAGGCCGCCUAAAUUACAAUCUUUCCCGUCCUAGCAGACACCAAAAAACUGGGUAACAAUCGGGAGAUGGCACUCAAAAAAUCCGUUACCUAGAAAUAAUACGUUUAACAGUGGACUCAAACGCCUUCAGGCUAUAUCAGCGGUUGCAGGCCUACUGUCACGCACUACUUGGACUUUCCGCGACGGCCUAACAUGGGCUGGCCGAACGAACAUAGCAGGAGGUUACAUGGACGAUGGUCGCUGUUACCCAACCUUCCCCACCGUUACACACGUACACCUGAAUAUACGGCAUACAUUCGCAUUAUGGAAGUUUAUUACAAAACUAAAUCACUUUUAAGUAAGAUAAGUCUGCACAACAUGGGACAGGAACAGUUCCCAGGCAUCUGUCAAAGACAUGGCAUUAAGGCCAAACCAAAGACGAUACUGUACUUCGUCUAUGUGAGCCCACACAGCUCGAUCACAUACAGGGCCUCCCUCGUGGAGUUUCCUUUUCAGUCUACUCCGGUAUGCCUCAAUGGCAUUGGUGUGCCGUCCGGUGGUAGGGUCUUUGAAGUUAUUUGAGUGGUUAACAGAGAAAUGUAGAUAACCUUCUGAGGGAAGACGAUUAUACGCCUUCCACUCGUCCGUUACCACUAGGCUGUCUUUGGCGACCUAUUUUGUAAUAACGGAACGGAGAGCGGGCCAACUUCGAUCAUUCGUCUGUUCAAAUAAGGCUUUCCGUCGGCUAGUAUCGUACAUCCCGACCAGCCACCACCCAUAAAACCCCUAUUACCACCUGUCCCGUAGGACAGACUGCUUUGGUUAGGCGAAUUUUUUUGGGUGCCAUCUCCCGAUCGUUACCAAAAACUGUUCGCACAUAAUUUAACCCUGGUUUUUGAAAAGUCUUAUGAACGAAUGGGGUUCCGUACGCCACCCACUUCUCUGAACCGUAUCAACUUUUUUCGACAUCUCUCUGCCCACAGCUUGAUGUUUUUUCCUUCUUCAGGUCAAUGUGCACACCAUGACCGGCCACACAAACACGGUCUCUACUGUGCGCUGUCAGGAGUCCGACCCACAGGUCAUAACCGGCUCACAUGACGCCACCAUUCGGCUGUGGGAUUUGGCCACCGGAAGAACGAUGUGCUGUCUGACCAAUCAUAAGAAGAGUGUUCGUUCGGUUUUCAUUCAUCCGACCCAGUGAGUAUUCCAUUAUCUUAGUUUUCCUUAGAGAUCGGGUUGGGAUCUGUUGCAGACCUAAACGGUCAGUCCGCCCGCCAGGUCUUGUAAAUGGAAUAUCUUUUUAUUUAAUUGCUACAAGUUUUUAAAUAUUAGUGGGCUUGAAUUUGAUGCUUUUCGAAGGGAAGAUCUUCCGACUGGCGGCCGUGUUGGCUACAUUUAAGUAGCUCUCUCAGCAUUUUUCGGGCUCCUUUUCAUCUAAUACAGUUUGCUGUUUUAGUGGACUGGUAACUCGAUCUCUGCUGCCUCUGUCACGAAAAUCGAAAUUCAGAGUCGUAUGUCUUCCUAAGUAUUUCUGCUCUUUAUCCUAAACACUGCUCCUAAGAACACAGAGCCAUCCUGAGGCUUCUGUGAGGUUCCAACCUCGCUGGAAGCAUUUGCAACGUCAUUUCUCCAUCUUUAUCGUGAUUGUCGAUUUUCCAGGCUGAUGAUCGGCAACCCCUUACAGUAUUAUCGUCACAUGGCCCAAGACUGCUUUCUUCUGUCACGAUUGCAUGGUUAUUCUGCGGCAGCCUCCAAUUGAGGUCGUUCCACUGUCCGGUAUAUGUGGUGGCACCAAGGAGAUCUCGUCUUGCCGGGGUUUUAACUCAUUGCUGUGAGAAUCAAAAUGUGGUUUGGAGUAUGUUAAGACAGUCGCCACUUCAAUGCUGUCAAAAUGCUAAAAGCAACGACGCGUCUUUUAUUCACAUCUUCUCGGAUUUGUUUGCAUAUGAGCGCAUAAUCUCUAGAUGGAUCGUGUAUUCUGGUAUGACAUCUGUAGAUUUAGGACCAUUUCAGAGUACGUGACCUGUCUCUGGUAGCAGUCUAAACCGAACCAUAAAUUGUUUCCAGAGAACCUACACACGAUGUAGAUGAGGGCCUGUGUUGCGCGUCAGAGUGCUUUGGGCACCGAACCUUUUUCUACUGAUGCAGUUUAUAUUUUCAAAUUCAGACGGAAAUUAUUGAUCGGACAUAUGACAAAUGUGUUAAACAGUCAACUUUUCAAACGUACCUGGAUGUCACAGAUUGCCAAGUGUUUGUGUCAAUGAACGUUUGCUGUAUUGGAGUGACUGUUGCCACUUCAACUUGCCCCUGGGACUUGCGCGCGACGUUUAAACCAAUAUGCCAGGUGAUGCGUAACCCACAAGUGCUCGGCCUCAACCAGUUCUCGACCAUUCUUGGAUGGAUAGACACCAACAGUGCGAAUCCUGCCCGGAAAAGGCGUUUUUGAUGUCCAUGUUAUAAAUGGCUGCCUGGGAAAGCUGCACCGGUCUUUAUUGCCAGCCAAUGUUUCGGUACACAUGUAGGGUCGAAAUCUCGAAUUUAACCACACUACAACGCAUAGCAGGCACCACGUUUUUUUGCGACAGUUUAGUCGGCAAUUAUCCAAUUCCUAUACAAACCAGGAGGAACCUAAAUUGUAGCAGAUGAGAUUUUUACAUCGUCCGAUGCUCUUUUUCUCCAUCCACGGACCUGCCGCUGCAUUUAGCGAAGGAAUGCAUAGACGAACUCGAGGCCCACGAAAUGAGUGUUUCCGCAGUCGUUUAGUCGCAGCCUAGACAUAAACCUGCUAAUUAAAUUCAGUCAAAAGUACUACCAGCAGUUGUAGUGGGCUCGUAUGGGUUCACCUACGUCGGACUUUCUUGACAAGGGAGCUGUGAAUUUUCCACUGAUUAACCCUGGAUUUCGGUUUCGUUAUACUAAUGGCAUGUUUGUCGUCGUUGAAAACAGUAAACCGGAGACGUCCUGCAGCAUUGGCCUGCAAACCACUAAGAAAAUACGCAUCCCAAUAAUGUUGAAUUUGAGUAGCCAAUCGCCGGAAUUAAUAACUUACUAUUCGAGGUUUUGGAUCUACUCUCGGCCUCAUCUUCGUAAAUAUAGUCGACAAAAGUAGCAUCUCGGUUCCGUGUCAUUGUAGCUGUUUUUAUUAAUCUACGCGCUAGUCGAUAAUCUCUUGCCUUGAUUCCGACCGCUUGAUAUGUGGGCGUGAGUUUGACAUAUUUAUCUAGCGAUGCGCGACUGAAUUCUCACGUCUUGGUCACCUCCCGUCGCGCUGCUGGCGGGUUUUCAAACUGCUAGCAUGACAGCAAAAUUAAAGGUGUUAUUCUGCUCCGGGCAGUGACUGACAAUGAGCGAUAGUGGGUCUCAGCCUCAAAACUGUCCUCUUGUCUUCAUAAAGCCUAGUCUCUGAUCAUCGUUCACUUUUACAUGUAUAGUUGCGGAGGCAGUCAACGCAUGGAAUGCGGUAGAUAGCAAUCGACUGCUCUAGACUUUGUCGGUUCUGUACGUGCUUGAUUUGGCGGCGCAUUGAGUGUGCAGUGCGGGAAUUUGGGUCUCAAACGUAACGUUCUGUCGUUGCUUCUAAAUAUCCCACGUGGGAUGUGGCUCUCGCUAGUUUUUGUUUCUGGCGUGUCACAGUAUAUGCGUAGCCUUCCCUGGAGGGCCCUCAUGCUGCUUUUCGUGUUAACGGCCAGCGCUUAUAGUUACCGCUCGCGCCUCAAAAGUGACUACGAGGUCCCACACUUUAGCGCAUCUUUUGUUUUAAAGAGCUUCACGGCAAAAAAUCUCCACCUAUUGCCCACUGAGUUGUUUGUAUGACGAGUUGCUCACAGGAAGUGUCGAAUCGCUGAUAAUUAGCCACCUCGUCUCCAUCUACAGCCUCCUUUUCAAUGACAUGGAUAACAAUUGUCAGGCAGUCACCGAUUAAUUCUCUGGAUUCUGAUUUUAGCCGCAAUUGGGCUACUUCCUGUUCGUUCAAGUAGGAAUAGUGGUUGUUAGUCAGCACUAUUUUCAUCUGUCUUUUGAAAUUGUUUACUGUCUGCUUAGUUCUAGUUUCGCCAAUGAUAUGUAAUUAACGCUCUUUGGUACGAUUCCCCCACAAAUGCGCGUGCAAAAAUCUUAGGGGCAGGUCGAAGUACCGGCAUCCGACGCAGACUGGACAGUGAUAUAUGGCAAGCUCUCACUACCGGAAAUGUAAAACAACCUUUGAUCCCUAGACUGCUUGACACCUUUAUCGCACGUCAUGCGACGUGAGAGAAGGGCGGCAGCGAGGAUUUAGGGAACAGGGCUUGUUGUCUUGUCGAAAAAUUUCCCGAACCAAAUUUAUACAUGUAUAUAUAUGAAGAUUAUAUCCGCAAACGCCUUUUUCUACUCCAGGAACGCAUUUGCGUCAGCCUCCCCCGACAAUAUUAAACAAUGGAAACUUCCUCAGGGCACUUUUCUACAGAACAUGUCUGGUCAUAAUGCCAUCGUCAAUGCCCUUACGAUCAAUAUGGAUGGAGUGGUGGUGAGCGGAGGUGAGUGUCUCUCUUACUGCCAUUUUGCUUCGAAGUAACAAUUGUCGGCGUCCAGCUUUGCUCUGCAAUUCUUCACACAAGUUUAUCCCUCGUCACUUUGGGAUCUAGUUCACUGUAAAUCAACGCCAUAUUCCAGUCUUUUUUUCCCUACCUCCUUGCCCGAUGUCCAUUGUGCACAAACGGUUGAUAUCUGAAAAGGCCUGAACGACAGACUUGACGCAUGCAUGUGUCCGAUACAGUUGGAAUUACGGCUGAUUAGAACAGUUUCGACGGUAUGGCGUAUUGUACCUCCACGUCUGACGAUGUGUGACAUCAGAUCCCAAUCGUUCUCUGGCGGCGAAGACUGAACAGUACUCAGGGUCCAAUAGCUACUUACAUAUCAGCUGCCUUUAUCGUUACCUCCAUGCGACUGGCGACGAAGAACAUGCCCAAACCACCCUACUUGUUCUUCUUGGGCGGCCUGAGGUGCUCCCACGAUGGUGCCACAGCCAGUGUUAACUGUCUUGUUUGAGACUAAGUCAGCGCAAUUCACCUGAAAGCUCGUCUAAGACAGCGGUGGUCGAGUAUCUCUAGUUUUAACUCGUUUCCAACGUUUGGGACCUGAAAUAUUAGAUGAUUUAGUAGACUGAUGCCCGAUGCACAAGGAUCUUCGUGGUGACGGAGAUGUCGCGUCGGGUCUACAAAUACUCGGGGCCUGAGAUAACCCCGUGAACAACGUGGACUUGGGCGAUGCCCGUUUAGCUGGGAUUUUGUCUGAGGAUAUUUUGGACUGUUCACUGCAACCGGUACACGUGCAUAGUAGCGGGUGAGCACGUCUCGCACAGCCCCUGACCAUUUUUUUACAGGUGCUGGAUGUUUUUUGUGAAAGCCAUCCUUCCAUAUCCCCGGCACAACACAGUAGAUGUGCUACCUGAUGAGGCGUCAACCAAAAUCUCGAAAUGUGUUUUCGUCUAGGAAAGAUUACUUAGAUAGGGUUUCCACAGAGACUGGAAACAUUUCCCUCGCCUAGGAAGGGGAGUCAAGCACGGAGAUAGUCUUGUGCUGAACUGUCGGACAUUUUAUUAGCAACUAUCAAGGCGGUGUCUAACAGCCACCAGACAGGCCUGUUGCCUUUGUCAGUAACUAUCUUGCUUUUGGUGUUUCUAGCUAAUUAUGGAGCAGAUUUGUCUCUGAGCCCGGGUGCAUUGCGUCUCGUUGGUAGGAGCAUGCGGUAAGGCGACACCAAUCGGUAAAUAUAUUCUGGCUAACUUCCCGCGUGCAUACGUGCUGCCCGAUCUCAUCUCCCCGUCUAGACUCAGGCAGACCGCUGGAGUAAGGCCGACCCAGCACGCACUCUCCCCACUAACAUCCUACCGCGUUUACAAGCCAUCACAACUCGCAAAAAAGUUAGGACGGUUGUCGGCUGACGUAAUACCCGUCCUUGUAUUAUUACUAUUAUUGAAACACCACAGGUGUGGUAGUGGAGAUGGUGCGAAAGUCACCAUUGCACAACCUUCGGAGUGCUGGUGAUCGCCGUCGCUUGCGACAGACGAAUAUUUACGGUGGCCGAUGACUUGCACCUCAUGUUCAGUCUUGGCGAAAAGAACCUGAGAUAUUAUUUCGUUGAAAUUUGUGGGUAACGACGAGAGUAGCCAUGCUAUGUUCGCGUAACCUGGUCUGUUUUCCUACCUUUGGCCUGCAUUGACUAACGCUAAAGUAGACUGACAGAAGCACCAAGUUAGAAAUUCCCACACUUUGACUGUCUCUGUGGAUUUCUUCAUGCUUUUCGUGGCGGAUUUAGCGCCAGACCUUUUUCAUCCGCGACGUGAGCUCGCCUCCCCAUCGAAAAAACUACCGUUUGUACUGGAGUAGUGCCUUAAUCGCCUGGUUACGGGUUCAGCUGUGCUGGCCACCUGCGCCCUCUUUCGCAUUCGGUCUUCUAGACUCCGUCACGAAACGGGGCUCAGGUGGGGGGAGGAGAGAACGCGGUAUAUGCUGUGCAAGUGCACUACCACUAUAAACUAAUUCACGCACAAGUCACCGUGCUGUGGAGCACACGGUGGAAAUAGUCAGCAACAACGGUCGAACUGUUUAUGCCUUAAUAGCCUAAUGCCUUCUUUCUAAAGGUGACAACGGCAGUAUGCACUUCUGGGACUGGAAAUCAGGCUACAACUUCCAACGCCUACAGUCUCAGGUGCAGCCUGGAAGUAUCAACUCGGAGGCCGGCAUCUUCGCACUGGCCUUUGAUCGCAGUGGUUCCCGCCUUGUAUCCGCAGAGGCGGACAAAACAAUAAAGAUAUUCAAGGAGGACGAAACUGCGGUAGGUGCUCCCCGUACUUUCAAAGUUUGCCUUUCACGCUGAGUACUCCCAGUGAAAUCUAGUUAUACCAGGUCUUAAACUUAAAAAGUGAUCGGAUCGGCAACAGGUUCAGUUUUUUUUAACAGCUUUUCUCCGAUGAGAGAAGGGCACUUUCGGCCGGUUUUUCUACAUAAAUGAUGGUAACCUCUUAUUCUUGUAGAUGGAGGAGACACACCUAACAAAUUGGCGUCCCGGGCUCUUGCGUAAAUCGAAGUACUAA